Messenger RNA from Penicillium pulvis, 2268 nucleotides. Its product is annotated as ATP-dependent RNA helicase SUV3. The transcript is spliced from 2 exons. Gene Ontology annotation, cellular component: mitochondrial degradosome. NCBI's taxonomy places the organism in Eukaryota, Fungi, Ascomycota, Eurotiomycetes, Eurotiales, Aspergillaceae. The record is from RefSeq and is a predicted model, not a curated record. Bases 1 to 2268 code for a protein of 755 amino acids. Gene Ontology annotation, molecular function: ATP binding; hydrolase activity, acting on acid anhydrides; RNA helicase activity. Gene Ontology annotation, biological process: RNA catabolic process; mitochondrial RNA 3'-end processing.
AUGCAGCCAUGGACUGGCAGAGGCAGUCACUCGCUCUUUUGCGCGUUUCGCUCGCUCGCUAGACCUACGGAGCGACAUUUCGCAACGACCUCCCCUCUACAACGAACAAGUCGAUCUGUCUUGAAAGCAAAACUUAACCAGCAAGCUGCGGCCGUAGAAUCCAUAAAGAGUGGAAAGAAAGGCAGGGGGAAGUCCGGCGACGCCAGAAGAGCUGCUCGCCAAACAACCACCCGGGCUCACGAUUUCUACAAUGUGGUUGAAACUGCAUUGCGUCAAACCAAGGAGAGGCUUCGCACAACAGGGCAACCUUUGGACGGAUGGGGACGGCUUGAGCGCCAAGUGUUGAAUGCCUGCCAUGUAGAUGAGAAAACCGUGACAUCAGCGAAAUGGACUCCGCUACAAGAGCUGAAGGCCAUGUUGCAAAAGUCAUAUCUCAAUAACGGAGCGCAGGGAAUACGGGAUGAAUUGGAAUAUAUGCUAUUCGCUGAGGAUCUGACGAACAAGUACUCGACUUCCAAUCUCGAAGCGCAACGGAAAGUGGUUGACCUUCGCUUCCCCGCAGAAUGGUAUCCUGGUGCACGAUCAAUCCAACGGAAAAUCCAUUUACAUGUCGGCCCCACAAAUUCGGGAAAGACAUAUCAUGCGCUGAAGCGGUUGGAAGAAGCCAAAGCUGGAUUUUAUGCUGGACCUUUAAGACUGCUUGCACAGGAGGUAUAUCAUCGCUUCAAGGAUAACGGUAUACCGUGUAGUCUCGUUACGGGAGACGAAGUCCAAGUCCCCGAGGAUGGCAAGACACCGCGGGUUGUGAGCAAUACUGUGGAAAUGGUUAGCAUGGGACAGGCCUUCGACGUUGGAGUGAUUGAUGAGAUUCAGAUGAUUGCCGAUACUAAGCGAGGCUGGGCGUGGACUCGAGCUGUGCUUGGCUGUCAGGCUGCUGAACUACACCUUUGUGGUGAGACUCGUGCAGUACCGCUUAUUCGAGAAUUGUGUGCCCUUACUGGAGAUAUCCUGGAGAUUCAUCGUUACGAGAGGCUCAACGCUCUGGAAGUGAUGCCACAUAGCCUUGGCGGCAACUUAAAGCGACUUCAAAAGGGCGAUUGCCUGGUUGCAUUCUCUCGUGUUGGAAUUCACGCCCUGAAGGCAGACAUUGAAAAAAUCACUGGAAGACGAGCUGCGAUUGUCUACGGCGGUCUGCCUGCGCCGAUUCGAACCCAGCAGGCAGCGUUGUUCAAUGAUCCCGAUAACGACUAUGACUAUUUGGUGGCAAGUGAUGCGAUUGGUAUGGGGUUGAAUUUGAGCGUCAAGCGUAUCAUCUUCGAGACUCUUAUUAAGCGGACACCGGCCGGAUUGAUCCGAUUAACUGUUCCAGAGAUCAAACAGAUCGGUGGACGCGCUGGUCGAUACCGCCCCGCCAGCGCUACGAAUAGUAGUCAAGACGGCGCCAACGUCGGUUUGGUUACAUGUCUUGAAGAAGUCGAUCUCCCAUACAUCCGAGAAGCCAUGCACACUGAGCCUCCGCCACUUAGAGGCGCCGGUAUCUUGCCGCCAGGUUUUGCCUUCGAGAAAUUUUCGUUCUACUUCCCAAGGAAUGUUCCCUUUGAGUACUUGCUCAAGCGAGUGCUUGAAAUCGCCCAAAUGAACCGCCUUUUCUUCAUGUGCAGUACAGAAAGCCAACAGGAAGCUUGUCAGGUCUUGGAUGGAGUGGACGGAUUGUCGGUCACGGACCAGCUUUUCCUCAUUGCCGCGCCAUUGGAAACCCGAAACCUGGCCCUGCGUGACGUGACCUUGGCAUUUGCCGAAUGCAUCGCUAGCAAUACUCAAGGGCGACUGUUGGAGAUUCCUUACCUGAACCUGGAAAUCCUAGAAAAGCCUGUGUCUGGAAGUAAGGAUUACAUGUAUGAGCUGGAGGGGCUUCAUAAGGCUAUCAUCCUUUAUUUGUGGCUGAGCUACCGGUUCGGUGGUGUCUUUACGGAUCGAACCCUUGCGACACAUAUCAAGACGCUUACGGAGGAGAGGCUGAUGCGAGCUUUAACCGAGUUCUCCGCCAAUAAGCACUUGCGCAAGGACGCCUCCCUGAAACGCCAAAUUGCGCUACAGAAGCAGAUCAUGAGCCAGCAAAGUCUCAUUCAUGAAGAGGAUUUGGUCUCCCCAGAACAUGGAACCGAGGGCAUAAUGGAUGAACUGCCAGAGGAUUCGGAUCCAGCUGAAACUGUGGGAAUUAUGGAGGACUCCGAAGAUUUCGUGGAGCAACAGACUCCUCGUGUAUAA